GUCGGACCUUAUCUGAUGGAACACAAAUAGCAAGCAGCCGGAAAUGUGAGCAUUGGAGCUGCAAAUUAUUGCUUUUUCCCCCUUUAUCUUCAUUAGUUUGCGGUUGCAGAAGAACGAAAUGGACGACCAAAGCUGUCCGAGAUGCAAAACCACAAAAUACAGAAACCCUUCUCUCAAGCUAAUGGUGAACGUGUGUGGACAUACGCUAUGUGAGAAUUGCGUGGAGAUGCUGUUCGUCCGUGGCUCCAGCAACUGCGUGCAGUGCGACACACCCCUGAGGAAGUGCAACUUCCGCGUGCAGCUCUUCGAGGACCCCACCGUGGACAAGGAGGUCGAGAUCCGCAAGAAGGUGCUGAAGAUUUACAACAAGAGGGCUUGUGACUUCCCCAGCCUGAGAGAAUAUAACGACUACUUGGAGCAAGUGGAAGACGUAGUGUUUAACCUUACAAACAAUGUUGAUGUGGAGGACACCAAGAUGAGGAUGGAGCAGUACCAGCGGGAGAACCGAGACAUAAUCCAUAAAAACAAAGCCAAACUUACUCGAGAGCAGGAGGAACUGGAGGAGCUGCUCCUGCUGGAGCAGCAGGGCAACGAGCAGCGAAGAUUGGAUGUGCUGCAGGAGGAGCAGAGGCAGCUGCUGGCCAAAAAGAAGAACAAGCAGGCUCUGCUGGAUGAACUGGAAAAGUCUCAGCUUCCAGCCGCCGUCUUGCUUGCCCAACACAAGGCCCGUGUUUCCCAGCUGGAGACGGAAAUCGAGCUGCAGAAACACAUGGUCAAAACCACCAAUAUUUUUUCAACGGGAAUUCAGAUGCGUCAGACAGUUUCUCUUCAAGCUGUACCCAAGUUAGAAGAAGCCCUUUACCACUACCAGCCCCUCCAAAUUGAAACCUUUGGACCGCCAGUGCCAGAACUGGAGCAUCUGGGAAGACUCGGUGUUGCCGCCGUGCUGCAGUUCCUUUCAGCCGGGAAACCCACCAUCAGGUCCAGCUUCCUUGUUCUCAUGCUGCUGCUGCUUCUUCUCCCCCGGCGCCGACUCCUCUAGUGAGUCCCGAUCCGUUUUUUUUAAGUUCAGACGGCAGGCUCACGUUGAGAGAGGCGAUGCUGGUGACUGGAGGCGCCAUGAUAUCACCCCUCUCUCCCCUCCCUAGUCUUUCUACAGCACCCUUUUCUCUCAGCAAGGCGACUCAUUUACAAGUAAAGCCCAAAUAGUCAGGGAAUAUAAUGGCACUUACCACAACGUACCUCACAGUAUCCUAAUUUUUUUUUUUUAUUAUUAAUAUAACUUAUAAUACAUGUUUUUGAAUUGUUAUUUUGAGAUUUUGGGGUACCUGAAGGGUUAAUUCUGAUUUAAGGUGAAAUUCUGGUUACAUCAUCGUCUAUAACCCGGACUACCUGUAGUUAUAUUUUAGUUAUUUCAAAAUGUGGUAGUCUUCUUUAGUUUUCGUCUGUAAACAUUCCACAAUUUGGAAUGAACAUUGACAGACGAGCAUAUAUUGUAGCGUCUGCAAGGACUACGCCAACUACGAGAGGGUUUUCCAAUACAGUGGUACCUCGACUUAACAAACGUCUUUGCAUACAGAAUUUUCAGGUUAAGACACACCUCAACGGUAAAAUAUUGCCUCUUGUUACGAAAUACAGUAUGGCUGGCACUCACAGCUUCCAGAGUUUCUUGAAUGUAACAUACUUAUAGCUGCUCUGCCAUUGGCUAUUGCCUAACAUUCCUGGUGUCCAAUUGUCUAGGAGGGACCUAGGGACCUAUCUAGGUGUAUGUGUGUAUCCCAGUGUCCUCUUCAUUCGCCCCGUACUCUAGUCUUGGUUUUUUUACAUUAUGCAAACUUCUGAUUUUAGGUUUAUUGUGCAAUAAUCUAAUUGUAGGAUUUAUUUGUUACAUGUUUUUAUGCAUUAUUAUGCAUUAUAAAAGAUCUUUGUCAGCAUUAUGGGGGGCUUGGAACAGAUUAGAGCAUUUACACGAAAGACGCGUCUCGACUUAAAGAAUUUUCAAGUUACAAAACUACUUCCAGAACCAAUUGAUUUCAAAAGUAGAGUUACAACUGUAGUUUUAAAACUGGAAGCACAGAGCAUUACUACUGUAAGCCUUAGCCAACAAAACCAAAACAAUACAACAACAGUUGAAGAAGAUGCUCACUACGCUGAAGUUAAUGAUAAUGGUAACGCGAUUGCUAUGCUAACGCUACAAGUUACAUUUAGUGUGUGAUAAUCACUCAGCAUUGACCUUCAAAGGCUAAAGCCACGUACAAAACGACCGUAAUUUCCCGAAUAUAAGGCGCAUCCCAAAUUUACUUGUAAAAUCUAGGGAAAAUUAUUAUCCCCGUGUAUAACGCGCACCCUAAUUUUAGCACCAAUAAAUAGAAGAAUACAAGAAAACAGAGCUCGUGUACAGAAACAGAAAUGUCAUUUCACUGACUGGUGAAACACAGCACAAGCAUAGCACAAUGGUAGUUCAAAACAUUACCGUAAACUGACAAUAUGUACGGUAAUAAUAUGAUCUGAUAACUUCUUGAACUUAACCAGAAUCCAGGAGAAAACAAAACAGAUGUGACUUUCUUUUUAAAGGCUGCUGUAUAACUUGCUCGUUUCAUCAUGAUGAAUAAAUGUUUCCUCCAUAGAUUGAUACGGUAAAAUGAAAGAAAGAACGUAAGUCGGAAAGCCGAGAGAGCUCAUCGCUGUCGAUGCGACAGUAACAAUAGGAACUAUUGUUAUUUGGGUUGGAGUUUCCCAAGGGACAGAUAUAGUUGACGGACACAGGAAGUCUGUGUUGUCACGUUUGUUAUGGUCCGAGUUGUGGAAGUGCAAUAAACUUUGACUCAAAUGAGUUCAAGAAACUAAAUUCUGUGCUUUAUGAAGAGUGAAAAAAGCAGAAUUUAACACAAACGAAAUUCUUCGGCCGAUCAGAGUGAAGUAUUACCGAAACAAAAUGGUAAUGUCACAUACCAUAAUGGUAGGCAACGGAUCGCCGCAUACGUU
Molecule: messenger RNA, 2985 nt
Organism: Corythoichthys intestinalis (scribbled pipefish)
Lineage: Eukaryota; Metazoa; Chordata; Actinopteri; Syngnathiformes; Syngnathidae
Gene: mnat1
Product: MNAT1 component of CDK activating kinase
Exons: 8
Coding region: 119-1042 (307 amino acids)
Biological process (GO): regulation of transcription by RNA polymerase II; nucleotide-excision repair; positive regulation of cyclin-dependent protein serine/threonine kinase activity
Cellular component (GO): transcription factor TFIIH holo complex
Molecular function (GO): cyclin-dependent protein serine/threonine kinase activator activity
Source: RefSeq, a predicted model, not a curated record